Messenger RNA from Protobothrops mucrosquamatus (brown spotted pit viper), 1954 nucleotides. RefSeq names its product meiosis specific nuclear structural 1 (gene MNS1). NCBI's taxonomy places the organism in Eukaryota, Metazoa, Chordata, Lepidosauria, Squamata, Viperidae. Gene Ontology annotation, cellular component: motile cilium. Gene Ontology annotation, biological process: cilium organization. The record is from RefSeq and is a predicted model, not a curated record. The coding region runs from base 119 to 1285 and encodes 388 amino acids. The transcript has 9 exons.
CGGUAGAAAUAUUAAGGCAGAAGAGAAUAAAAAGCUAAAAGACCUGGAAUUGCAGCAGGAAGAAAAACUGGCAACUGAAUUAGCAAGAUUAAACCACGACAAACUUAAAGAUGAAAAAAUGAGGCAACAAAUCAAAGAAAAUAGUAUUGAACUGCGGGAACUGGAGAGGAAAUUGCAAUCUGCAUAUAUGAAUAAAGAGAGGGCUGUUCAGAUUGCUGAGAAAGAAGCUCUGAAAUACGAAAAAAUGAAGGAGGAUGCAGAAAUCUACCAAGCAAUGAAGGAAGAGCAAGGAAGAGCAGCCAAGACAGAGAAUGCUGUUGAAACGAGACGCAAUCAGGAGAAGUUGCUCUAUCAGCAAGAACUGGAGAAACAGCUGGAGGAAGAAGAAAGGCGGAAGCAGGCUGCUUACAAGGAGUUCCUUAGAGAGAAACUCUUGAUUGAUGAAAUUGUGAGGAAGAUCUAUGAGGAAGAUGAAAAGGCAAGACAAGACAGACUAGAGAAAAAGAGAACCACGCAGAAAUUCAUUGAAGAAUUCCAAAAAGACCAGGCCCUGCGGAGGAGACGACAGCAUGAGGAGAUGGAAGAGGAAAACCGAAAGAUCAUGGAAUUUGCUAACAUGUGGCAGGAGAGAGAAGACAACCGGAUGGCAAAGAUUCAUGAAAAUGAGGAGAAAAAAAGGAAGCUCCAGCAAAUGCUUGCAGACAUCCUGAAAAAAGAACAGCAGGAGCGAGAAGAACUUGAGCAAAUCCGAGCUGAGUUGCACUUUGAAGAACAGGCUGAGACAGAGAGGAAGAAGGAGAUGGAAGAGUUGGAGAAGAGGAUCAGACAGCGCCUAGAGCUCCAGAACUCCUAUGAAGAACAGCUGGCUUUAAGGAAGAUGCUGCUGCAGGACUUGAAGGAAGAGGAGGAGGCCUUUGGCCAGGCCAUGUUAGCUAAAUUUGCAGAAGAUGACUGUAUUGAGCAGAUGAACGCUCAGAAACGAAGAAUGAAGCAACUCGAACAUAGGAGAGAAGUGGAGAAGCUGAUCCAAGAACGACGCAAACAGGUUAUUGCAGACAAGGAAAGCGAACUAGAAGAAAGACAAAUAGAAGAAAGGAGAAGAGGAAUCGUUGCUGAUAUUAUUGAGGAAGAGCGGCAGAAGCUUCUUAAAGAGCACGCAGUUAAACUGCUGGGGUAUCUUCCACGGGGAAUCCUUAAAGAUGAGCAAGACGUCAAUAUGCUUGGAGAAGAGUUCCGGCAAGCUUACCAAAAGAGGCCAGCAGGGGGGCCAUCAGAAGUCAACUGAGUUUUCAUUGCUUCACCUGAAGAACCCACCUAGAAGUUACUCCACCCUAUGGACUGCAGUCGCUGCUACACAGACUUAAAAAAAAAAGAUGACUUUUAUAUUGAUAAAUGCAAUAUUCUUUGCAAUAUUCAUUUAUAUUUAUUAUUAUUAUUUGGUUGACCUUUCUUCAGCUCUGGGCAAUGUAACUGCCUCUUCCCCGUUCUUCCUCACAACAACCCUGUGAGGAGCCCCAAGUCAUCCAGUGAGCUACCAUGGCUGAGAGUAGAUCUAAAUUCAGAUCUCCCCACUGCCAUUCCAGCACUUCAGCUCUGUGCUAUACUGGUUGUAUCUGGAUUUAAUUUUAGUUGAAAGAACUAGAGUUCUCUUUGCAGAUAGAUUGAUAAUUCCAAAUAUUAGAAGCAUUUUUAACAAAUUGUAUUAUCCUUUGCUUAGUUAGCGAUUUAAGGAAAACAAAAAACCAUGCCAUUAGGGCACUCUUGAAUGUUAAUAGCUUUUUUUUUAGUGUUGCAGCUUUCAUUACUUUAAUUAGCUAUUAUUUUUGAUACAAUGCACUAUUACAUUUGUUCUAUUAACUGAAAAAUGCUCAAGAUCAAUUAUUUCCUGUAGUUUUAUUUUGAAGAAAAAAUCCUUUGUAAAGCUACUUCCAAUAAUAAAGGUGAGCAUCCACAU